UCUUUUUACUUGUUCAGCCUCAGUCGUCAACAUUGGUAUAUCUGAAGAAAUCAAGAGGAGCAAGAAAACUGAAAUAUGUCUUGCUGCUGCUGCUGUGAUGAUUGUGAAUGCAGGCCCUUAGGCUUCCUGUUGGGUCUGCCCUUCGCCUUCCUAUCCCUCCUCAUCUCCAUAGUCGGCAUAUUCGUCUGGAUUGUAGGGUUGGUGUUGACUUGCAUCUGCCCAUGCUGCUUGUGCGUAACCUUCAUAGUUGAGUUUGCACUAGGUUUGAUCAAGGCUCCCAUUCUGGUCAUGAAGUGGUUCACCUCUAAGAUCCCUUGUUAGUAAUAGAUUAUUUAUACUACUAGUUGAUUUUAGAACAUGAGUUCUUUUUCUUGAUUUGUUCAAUCUUGAUUUUGAUGUUGAUUCUAAGUACAAAAAUAUUUCAUUAAGGAACAUUGGAAUACAAUUUUGUUAUUUCUUAAGGUUAAAGGAGAAGUAAUUGGUUAUUGGGCAAAAUUGAAGUCUGUCUAAGUUCCUCAUAACUUACUAUGGGCUCUUCUUUCCAAAGCCUAACAAUGUAAAAUAGCAAAACUAGUUAGACAAGAAUUUGGUUUCACUGAUAUCGCAAUUUUUU
This is a messenger RNA of Durio zibethinus, 613 nucleotides long. The record is from RefSeq and is a predicted model, not a curated record. Lineage: Eukaryota; Viridiplantae; Streptophyta; Magnoliopsida; Malvales; Malvaceae.